This is a messenger RNA of Salvelinus sp. IW2-2015, 702 nucleotides long. Lineage: Eukaryota; Metazoa; Chordata; Actinopteri; Salmoniformes; Salmonidae. The record is from RefSeq and is a predicted model, not a curated record.
AUGGCAGCCACGCUGUUACCAACGGGUCCUGAUGGCUUGCGCCGGUUCACUCGCGAAUCCCUGGCCGCCAUCGAGCAGCGGAUUGCCGAGGAGCAGGCCAAGAACGCCAAGGAUUACCAGGAGGAUCUGGGCAACGUGGAGCUGCCCAUGCCCAGGCCCGACCUGGAGGCUGGCAAACAACUUCCACGUAUCUUUGGUGACAUUCCCCCAGGACUGGUUGGGGUACCUCUGGAUGACAUCGAUCCCUUCUACUUCAAGAAUCAGAGGGUGAGUGUGGGGUACACGUUCACCGGUAUCUACACCUUUGAGUCCAUGAUAAAGAUAUUUGCGAGAGGAUUCUGUGUCGGACCGUUCACCUUCCUGAGAGACCCAUGGAACUGGCUGGAUUUUAGUCUGAAGACCAUCGUCGGUGCUCUGAUCCAGUCAGUGAAGAAGCUUGCGGACGUGAUGAUCCUGACCGUGUUCUGCCUGAGCGUGUUCGCCCUCAUCGGCCUGCAGCUCUUCAUGGGCAUCCUGCGGCAGAAGUGCGUCCGUAGCGCGGCACACUGCGUCAACUCCUCGUACAACGUCAACGACACCUUCACCUGCAACAACCGGACCUGGAACUCCAUGAACGACUUCGUCACCAAUGAAGAUAAUUUCUACAAAGUUGAAGGAGCAAAGGAUGCCUUAAUUUGUGGAUAUGGACAAGAUGCAGGGUAA